Molecule: messenger RNA, 1611 nt
Organism: Naegleria fowleri
Lineage: Eukaryota; Heterolobosea; Eutetramitea; Acrasida; Naegleriidae
Exons: 1
Coding region: 1-1611 (536 amino acids)
Molecular function (GO): heme binding; oxidoreductase activity, acting on paired donors, with incorporation or reduction of molecular oxygen; monooxygenase activity
Source: RefSeq, a predicted model, not a curated record
AUGUCAUUGUGGGAACUGUUAUUGGCAGGUCUCGCUCUUCUUGUUGCCUCUGCAUUGUUCAUUGCUCUCUCGACUUUCAAUCAUUGGAGAAAAGUAAAGCACAUUCCAGGCUCCUGGCAACCCUUGCAUUUGUUUCAUAAAACUCCCUUCCUCUCUCCUUACUUGUAUUGGGGUUGUCAUGAUGAUGUGCUCCAACUCCGUAAAAUCAUGGGAGAUCCCAAGACUCAUACACUCCGAAUGAGUUUAUGGAGUCACAAUAGUGUGUCCAUUUGUGAUAAGGACUUGUUGAAAGAAGUCAUGGUCAUAAAAAGUCAUGAUUUCAUCAAGCAGAAAAAAAUUUAUGAUUUGUUUAAUACCUUCGGAGAGAAUAUCUUGUCAGCUCUUGAAAUUCAAGGAGAUAAUUGGAAACGACAUCACCGAGUCGCUUCAGGAACAUUCUCAACUAAGAAUCUGGAAUACAUGUCUCAAGUAGCUGUGAAUAGUGUCGAUUUGGUUCGUUCUGCCAAAUGGGACAAAGAUUUGGAACAAGCUUUCAAAAAAGGAAAAAAGGGAAUUCUUCUGGAUGCAAAUGCAGAUUUCAGUGAUGUCACUUUGGAUGUGUUAGGAAAGGCUGGUUUUGGUCUCGAUUUCUCAAUCUUUGAUGGAGUCAACCCCGAAGGAAAAGUGUUCAGACGUUCUCUCGAAUUCAUGUUGUCGACAGGUGUCAUGUGGGGAUUUUUAUUCACCAAUUUGUAUCCUGCCUUAUCUUUCUUAUUGCCUUUGGUGAACAAGUUGACAGGUGUGGAGAAGGCCGUUCAAGUGGUAAGCUCCACUCUUGACAGGAUCAUUGCAGAGAGACGAAAAGAAUUGGAAUUGAAUGCUGCUGUGAAUUCAGAAUUUUCUGCCGAUUCCACAGAAGAACGAAGAGAUUUACUGAGUGUCGUGGUGGAGGCCAAUCGAGAACAGAAAGGAAUUCUCACCGAUCAAGAAUUGAAAUCCGACGCAUAUGUAUUCAGUUUGGCAGGCCAUGAAACAACUGCCACGGCCAUGCAAUGGUGUGUCUAUGAACUCGGAAAACGACCAGAAAUCCAACAAAGAGCACGCGAGGAGGUGGAUCGAAUUUUAGGGAAAGGACCAAAUGCAAGAAAACCCUAUUUUGACGAUUACUCUCAAUUGCAUUAUGUGAAUGCAGUCUUGAUGGAAACUCUGAGACUUCAUCCACCUGUGAUGGGAGUUUUUCGUGCUGCUCGAAAGAAUACCACAAUUGGGCCUUAUUCCAUUCCAGCUGGUACCACUGUGGCUAUGGAUAUUUAUUCUGCCAAUCGAAGUGAGAAAAAUUGGGAGUCUCCACUCGAAUUCAAACCCGAGAGAUUUCCACUCGAUGCAGAUUCUCAAUUGAAAAUUCAACACGAUUUCACAUGGAUUCCCUUCUCGAUGGGAAAUCGUAAAUGUAUUGGAUACAAAUUUGCUUUAAUUGAGGCAUGCAUGAUUUUGAGUCGAAUGUUGCAAUUUUAUGAAUUGGAAUUGCUGAAUGAUGAGUCAAAUCCUAAGGAUCGAGUGACAGAUAUACCUGGAGUGACUGUUCGACCAGGUAAUUUGAAAGUGCUUCUCAAGCCAAGACGUGAUUUGUAA